AUGUAUAAAUUCACAAUUAUUGCUCUUGCUGCUCUCUUCGCUUGUGCUUCUGGAGCACCUGGUCUAUUGCCAUCAGCACCGCUAGCCUAUGCAAAUGCACCUUUGUAUGCGGCUGGCGGUAGUAAUCAAAUCGAUGUACGCAACAACUAUGAUGGUACCUUGUCAUCAUACACCACUGCACCAUUCAGUUACACCGCUCCAUAUUCUAGUCGUUAUGUAUCCGGCUUACCUGCAGUAGCUCCUGCUGCUUACACAGCGCCUUUAGCUGCUGCCCCUGCCGCUUACACAGCUCCAUUCGCCGCUGCUCCAGCUGCUUAUGCUGCACCAGCUUUUGCUAAGUAUGCUGCACCAGCUGCACUCUCAGCACCACUAGCUGCAUUACCAGCACCUUUACUACCGGCACCAGCUCCUUUACUACCUGCACCAGCACCUUUGCUGCCAGCACCAGCACCUUUACUACCUGCACCAGCUCCCUUACUACCAGCACCAACACCAUUACUACCAGCUCCAUUAUUUUUGCCAGCUGCAACACCUGUUCUUCCAGCUCCUUUACCUAUAGCGAAAGUAUUACCUCCAGUUUAUGAAGCUAUACCAUUUGCAGUUCCCAGUUAUCGUGCCACAUUUGGUCCUAAAAAAACAACUCAUCACGUUUCUGUGGGUUAUGCAUUCCCUCAACCCGCUAUCGCUAAAAUCGUAGCACCGCAUGCACACUUAAUAGCAAAACAUCACCAUCAUUCGCUCUUCUAA
Molecule: messenger RNA, 747 nt
Organism: Teleopsis dalmanni
Lineage: Eukaryota; Metazoa; Arthropoda; Insecta; Diptera; Diopsidae
Product: translation initiation factor IF-2-like
Exons: 4
Coding region: 1-747 (248 amino acids)
Source: RefSeq, a predicted model, not a curated record